Messenger RNA from Abrus precatorius (Indian licorice), 1112 nucleotides. RefSeq names its product thermospermine synthase ACAULIS5. Bases 46 to 1059 code for a protein of 337 amino acids. Gene Ontology annotation, biological process: polyamine biosynthetic process. Lineage: Eukaryota; Viridiplantae; Streptophyta; Magnoliopsida; Fabales; Fabaceae. Gene Ontology annotation, molecular function: thermospermine synthase activity. The transcript is spliced from 10 exons. The record is from RefSeq and is a predicted model, not a curated record.
CAUAAAAUUGUUUAGUACUUCUUUCGUCUUUUAAUUUAACAAAACAUGGGUGAGGCUCCUGAGGUGUUUUACAUCAAUGGGUUCCCAAAGUUUGGUCAUGAAACGGAACAACACCUCACCGAUGAUCCAAACCAUGAUUGUUCCUGGUACGAGGAAGUUAUCGACGAUGAUCUCAAAUGGUCUUUUGCACUAAACAGUGUGCUUCACAGAGGGAUUAGCGAUUACCAGGAGAUAGCUCUUCUGGAUACAAAGCGUUUUGGAAAGGCCUUGGUGAUUGAUGGGAAGAUGCAGAGUGCAGAAAUAGAUGAAUUCAUUUAUCAUGAAUGCUUGAUUCAUCCCCCUCUGUUAUGUCACCCCAACCCCAAAACAUUGUUUAUAAUGGGAGGUGGCGAAGGGUCUGCUGCUAGGGAAGCCCUCAAGCACAAGUCAAUGGAGAGAGUGAUCAUGUGCGACAUAGACCAGGAGGUCGUAAAUUUCUGUAGAAAACACUUGACUGUAAACAGGGAGGCCUUUGCUCAUAAGAAGCUCGACCUUGUCAUCAAUGAUGCCAAGGCUGAAUUAGAGAAGAGAAAGCAGAAAUUUGAUAUCAUUGUUGGAGAUUUGGCAGACCCUGUUCAAGGUGGGCCAUGCUAUCAACUUUAUACCAAAUCCUUCUAUGAAAAUAUCCUGAAGCCCAAGCUCAAUGCCAAUGGCAUUUUUGUGACCCAGGCUGGACCGGCAGGUAUCUUAACACACACAGAGGUCUUCACUUCUAUAUAUAACACAAUCAAACAGGUCUUCAAAUAUGUGAUGGCAUACACAACUCAUGUACCAUCUUUUGCUGAUACAUGGGGAUGGGUUAUGGCUUCAGACCAACCACUAUUCAUUGGUGCUAAGGAAAUGGACAAAAGAAUUAACGCAAGAAUAAAUGGGGAAUUGCUCUACCUAACUGGCGAUUGGUUCCAGUCAUCUGCCACCAUGAAUAAGACUCUUUCAACUUCGCUUCAGAAUGAAACCCACGUGUACACGGAAGAAAAUGCUAGAUUCGUUCCUGGACAUGGCGUGGCUUAUCGUCUCUGAGGUUUUUUCAAUCCAAAUCUUGAGGAUAAUUUCAUGUAUACUUUGUUGUGCUG